GAACAUGGAAAGUGCACAAUAGAUCAUCAUUCCUGCUGAGAAAACCACUCCUGGCAAUAAUGCUACUAGCACAAAAAGUUCCUUUAAACUAUAAUUCAUUCAUUCAAUUAAUGAUUUAUUUAAUAUUUCAUCAAACGCUUAAUAAGACAUUGAAGUAGAUACUGAAUUAUCACACAGAUGGUUGCAUAUACUCAAUUAGGGGAAGCAUUUUAUGUCCAAAAUCUCAUCUAUGAUUUUUGAAUAUAGGGAUAAUUUUUUUUGCUUUUGUUUUUCUGUAUAACAUGAACUCUAUAUAUGUAAACACUACUCCGUAGAACAUUAUGGAAACAUCCAGCAAUCUGACAUCUCUCCUUUCAACCUUUUAUCUGACAGCCAUUCCAGGAAUGGAAGAGGCACAUGCCUGGAUCUCCAUUCCUUUUUGCUGUCUCUAUACCAUUGCCCUAUUUGGAAAUAGCAUGAUCCUGUUUGUCAUUAUCACAGAACAGAGCCUCCAUGAGCCAAUGUACUUUUUUCUUUCUAUGCUGUCAGCCACUGACUUAGGCUUGACUACUUCCAUAAUGUCAACAACACUAAGUGUCCUUUGGUUUGAUGCCAGAGAUAUCACCAUUGAUGGCUAUAUUGUCCAGAUGUUCUUCCUUCAUGUGUUCACUUUCAUGGAGUCUGGGGUCCUGGUGGCCAUGGCCUUUGAUCGAUUUGUGGCUAUCUGUGAUCCUUUGAGAUAUACCACUAUCCUCACCAAUGCCAGGAUUACACAAUUAGGUGUGGCAAUGUUCAUCCGUAUGAUAGUUUUAAUGUUGCCCUUGCUCUUAUUAUUUAAGAAGCUGUCAUUCUGUGGUCCUAAUGGCCUUUCUCACUCCUACUGUUACCACCCUGAUGUGAUUAAGUUGUCAUGCUCAGAUACCAAAGUCAAUAGUAUAUGUGGGUUAGCAGCUCUCAUCCUGAGCACAGGAAUUGACACACCAUGCAUUGUUCUUUCCUACAUCCUGAUCAUUUGCUCUGUCCUCAGCAUAGUAUCUCCCAAAGAGCAGAAAAAGGCUUUCAGCACUCUUGGGUCUCACAUAGGGGCUGUUGCCAUCUUUUAUAUUCCCAUGAUUAGCCUAUCCCUAACACAUCGCUAUGGUCAGAUGGCUCCCAAGAUUGUACAUACAAUGAUGGCCAACAUCUACCUGAUGCUCCCACCCAUGCUGAACCCCAUUAUAUACAGUAUGAAAACAACCCAACUUCGCAAAGUAAUGGGCAAAUUACUCUUUGCAAAGUAGACUCCAGUGUGAGUCUGGAAUAAGGAAAAACUAAAAUGGAAGAUGUGAUGUAACUUUAGUGGAUGGUUCUAAAAAUUAUAUUUAAAAGGUCUCCAGCUAGUCUUUGAAGUCAUGCUCCUUUGAAGAAUUAUAGCAGAGAUAGCUAGAUGGUUCAGCAGAUAGAGAGCCAGAACUGGAGAUCAGAGGUCCAAGGUUCAAAUCUGGUCUCAGUCUCUUCUUAGCUGUGUGACCCUGGGCAAAUCACUUAACUCCAAUUGCCUAUCCAUUUCCACUUUUCUUCCAUGGAACCUAUACUUUUUAUGAAUUCUAAGACAGAAUGUUAAGGACUUGCAAAAAGAAAAAAAGAAAGGUUUUGGCAGUGAGAGCAUUGGUUUUUUAACUCCUUCUGAGCACUAUUCCCAUAAAUAGAAGGGACAAUGGUCCAUAACUUCAUAAACUUCUUAAUAAAUACUUUCAUAUU
Messenger RNA from Monodelphis domestica (gray short-tailed opossum), 1719 nucleotides. RefSeq names its product olfactory receptor 51F1-like. Gene Ontology annotation, molecular function: G protein-coupled receptor activity; olfactory receptor activity. Gene Ontology annotation, biological process: G protein-coupled receptor signaling pathway. The record is from RefSeq and is a predicted model, not a curated record. NCBI's taxonomy places the organism in Eukaryota, Metazoa, Chordata, Mammalia, Didelphimorphia, Didelphidae. Gene Ontology annotation, cellular component: plasma membrane.